This is a messenger RNA of Lycium barbarum (goji berry), 2744 nucleotides long. RefSeq names its product pentatricopeptide repeat-containing protein At2g13600-like. Gene Ontology annotation, biological process: RNA modification. NCBI's taxonomy places the organism in Eukaryota, Viridiplantae, Streptophyta, Magnoliopsida, Solanales, Solanaceae. Bases 118 to 2667 code for a protein of 849 amino acids. The transcript has a single exon. The record is from RefSeq and is a predicted model, not a curated record. Gene Ontology annotation, molecular function: protein binding; RNA binding.
CUAGUGAUAGUUUUCAAUUGUAGCAUUCACUGCUUGUUGUGUACGGUAGUACAAAAUUCCUUUUUUUUUUUUUUUAAUCCAAUUAUAAUAAAUGUGUCCUUAGAAUCUAGCCACAUUAUGCUCGAAAUGGUCUCCCUGUUGCAACCCAUAGCUCAGCCACCAAGUCAUGAGUCCCUUGAUUUCAAUGCUUCUAAGCUUACCUUUCACAAAUCAAAUCCACCUCAGCGACGUGAAUUUCCACAGCCCAUCUCGACGGGCCGGGGCCCGGCCCAAUUCUCUCCUUUGGACGACCCUUUAAGUUCAACCACCUAUGCUUCAGUUCUUGAUUCCUGCAAAUGUCCCAAGCUGGGUAAACAAGUCCACGCACAAGCACUCAAAAAUGGGUUCAACGGACACGAGUUUGUUGAAACUAAGCUGCUCCAGAUGUACGGGAAAUGUGGCUGUUCUGAUGAUGCAGUUCACUUGUUCGACAAAAUGCGUCAAAGAAACUUGUAUUCGUGGAAUGCUCUUCUUAAUGUGUUUUUAAGUAAUGGGUUUUACGAGGAAGCUUUUGAGUGUUUCGGGCAGGUGAGAUUUGAGGAGUUUGAAUUGGAGUUUUUCUUGUUUCCGGUUGUGCUGAAGAUUUGUUGUGGUUAUGGUGGUGCUGAGUUGGGCAAACAAUUACAUGGUACAGUGAUAAAGUAUGGAUUUGCAUCGAAUAUUUACGUGGGUAAUGCCUUGAUUGAUAUGUAUGGAAAAUGUGGGAGUUUGGAUUAUGCAGAAAAGUUUUUGAGCAACAUGUUGAAGAGGGAUUGUGUUUCUUGGAAUUCAGUUAUUACUGCUUUUGCUGCCAACGGAAUGUUAAGCGAAGCGCUUGAAGUUUUUAAUAAAAUGACUGCUGAGGAUCAUGUUACUCCAAAUUUUAUUUCUUGGAGUGCUUUGGUAGGUGGAUUUUCACAGAAUGGAUACGACGAAGAGGCUAUUGAAAAUCUCUACAAAAUGCAAGCUGCUGGAUUCCAACCAAAUGCCCAAACUUUGGCUAGUGUACUUCCUGCUUGUGGUAGAUUACAAAUGCUAUAUUUGGGGAAAGAAAUCCAUGGAUAUUUGACCAGACAUGAAUUGAUGUCUAACUCUUUCGUUGUUAAUGGCUUAAUUGAUGUUUACCGGAGGUGUGGGGAUAUGGAUAAUGCCCUCCUAGUAUUUUCAAUGUAUUCGAUGAAAAAUGAUGUCUCUUACAACACCAUGCUAGUGGGAUACUUUGAGAAUGGAGAAAUUUCAAAGGCUCAAGAGCUGUUUUAUCAAAUGGAACGUGAAGGAAAGUGUGAAGAUAUAAUUUCAUGGAAUUCGAUGAUUUCAGGUUAUGUAAACAACUUUAUGUUCAGUGAAGCUUUGAAUAUGUUUCACCAGGUAAUGUGGAAGGAAGAAAUUGAAGCAGAUUCCUUCACCCUUGGCAGUGCCCUUGCUGCUUGUGCAGAUAUGGGUUUGUUACGGCGUGGGAAGGAGAUACAUUCUUAUGCAAUUUCUAGGGGUCUGCAAACAGAUCCUUUUGUUGGUGGGGCACUUGUAGAAUUGUAUAGCAAGUGUCUAGAUGUCGGUGCUGCUCAGAAAGCUUUUGAUGAAGUAAAUGAGAGGGAUAUACCAACAUGGAAUGCUUUAAUAUCUAGCUAUGCUCGCUCUGAUGACAUGGUUAAUGUUGAACGCACUCUCGAGAAGAUGAAGGUAGACGCAUUUGAUCCAAAUAUGUACACUUGGAACAGUAUUAUUGCUGGCCAUGUUGAGAAUGCCCAUAAUGAAUCAGCUUUGCAGUUGUUUUCGGACAUCCAAUCCUCAGGUUUGAGACCUGAUAUUUACACGAUUGGGACCAUAUUACCUGCCUGCUCAAGGUUAGCGACUCUUGACCGUGGAAAACAGAUUCAUGCUUAUGCAAUUAGGUUUGGAUAUGACUCAGACACCCACAUAGGAUCGGCUCUUGUGGACAUGUAUGCAAAAUGUGGAUGUAUCAAGCAUGCUAGAAUGGCUUAUGAUAACAUUAAAAAGUAUAACUUGGUCACGGAGAAUGCAAUGCUUACUGCAUAUGCUAUGCACGGAUAUGGGGAGGAAGGAAUUGCAUUCUUCCGCGGAAUACUAGACAAUGGAUUCAUACCAGACGAUAUAACCUUUUUGUCAGCACUUUCUUCGUGCGUCCAUGCAGGAAUAAUAGAGACGGGGCUUGAAUUCUUCAAUCUGAUGAGAUCUUGUAAUGUGAAACCCACGUUAAAACACUACACAUGCAUGGUUGACCUUUUAAGUCGAACAGGUAAGAUAAAUGAAGCAUUGAAGGUCAUUAAAGAGAUGCCUUUGGAUCCUGAUACAGUGAUCUGGGGUGCCUUGCUUGGAGGCUGUGUUAUCCAUGGGAAUCUUGAGGUAGGUGAAAUUGCAGCAAACAAGCUCAUAGAGCUAGAACCAGGAAAUACUGGAAACUAUGUCAUGGUAGCAAAUUUAUAUGCUUCUGUAGGCAGAUGGGGUGAUCUUGCCAAAAUAAGACAACUCAUCAAUGAGAGGAAAAUGCACAAAAAUCCUGGAUGUAGUUGGAUUGAAGAUAAAGGUGAAAUACACGUGUUUGUAGCAUGCGAUACAUCCCAUCAAAGAACAGAUGAGAUUUAUGAAAUACUAAAUAUAUUGACAACACAAAUAAGAGUAGAAAAAUAGAAAGCAUUGUACUUUUGUAUAGAACAAACAAUUUACAUUCACAUUGUGAUAUUGUAAUGUCGCCAGAAAUUAACUGA